Molecule: messenger RNA, 574 nt
Organism: Haliotis rubra (blacklip abalone)
Lineage: Eukaryota; Metazoa; Mollusca; Gastropoda; Lepetellida; Haliotidae
Product: neural cell adhesion molecule L1-like
Exons: 3
Coding region: 1-564 (187 amino acids)
Source: RefSeq, a predicted model, not a curated record
AUGGCCGACUUCGAGUGCAACUUUGACGUCCCAGUUGACCAGCCUAUGAAUAUGUCCUGGUCUUUUAUGAAUCUGACCGGCCACGUCACCAACAUCUACUCCACAGCAGCCGUGAAUCCACCGGAAGUCUUCAUCGAUGUGAAGAACAUUUCCGCCUCCGACGCUGGUGUCUACACGUGUGAAGCCAGUAUAGGAUCGCACACCUGGACAGCGGGAGGAGUUCUCAAGGUGCCAGAUCCCAACACGACGGUGGAACCUGACAACCAGAACACAACCAACUGGCACCUUCAAGUGAUCCCUAGCAACCAGACCAUGGCACCAGGUGAUACGGCCAUCUUGUUGUGCCAGUUUGACCCUAUAGUCCGUGACCCGAUGACCAUGACGUGGACCUUCACCGACAUGGCAGGCAGCACCAGAGAGAUCUACUCCGACGCGGAACUCAGCCCGUCCAUGACGUUCUACGUGAAGGAGCUGGCCGCCGGGGAUGCCGGCGUGUACACCUGUCAGGCGUCCUAUGGGGAUGAGACGUGGACGGCCAACGGCAGCCUACAUGUACACGCCUAGAGUUGAAGAA